This is a messenger RNA of Anopheles marshallii, 843 nucleotides long. RefSeq lists its product as uncharacterized. The record is from RefSeq and is a predicted model, not a curated record. The transcript has 3 exons. Bases 1 to 843 code for a protein of 280 amino acids. NCBI's taxonomy places the organism in Eukaryota, Metazoa, Arthropoda, Insecta, Diptera, Culicidae.
AUGUCGACUGAAGCAGUAGGCCGUUCGGAUCACGAAACAUCUGUGGCCACUGUGCCCGAAAAGGGUUCCAUUUGCAAAGAUGAAAAUGAAAACACGGAGCUGUGCUUUGGGGAAGCGUCUUUAAAUGGCGGAUUUUCAGAGAGUUACAUGAAAACUCUUACUACACUUUCUUUGAACACUACGAUGCGUGGACCAAAGCAUUACUGCUACGAAUGUGAUUACUAUCUCCACACGCAGCUCAGUAUGACCACACACAUGAAGAUGCACCGUAAACCGUUCUGUCCGAUAUGUUUCCGUAUGUUUUUGGACGAAGCCGAAGUGCAUGUCCAUAUUGCGGAACUACAUUCAAAUCUGUUUCCGAAUGCUGUUGCAUGGCCAGUUUUUGAAGAUGAUUCCUUUUCGCAAACCGAAGCUCCUCCUAACUCUCCGACUCAAGAGUACAAAACACGAUCGACCCAGGACGAUAGAUUAGGAAUGAUAAACAACAACACGAUUUCUUUGUGGAAAGAAAAGAUUGUGGAGAAAUUGCGCCAACAUCAGCAAAUAUUGAACUUUGGUGUACAAUCGAAGGGGAGACAAUUGAAAUCUUCGCGUUCACAUUCUGAACCAUCCAUGGAGACAAAUUCCCGCAAACCGAGAAAAACUCGCAACUACCGUGGCGAAAGUGAACGUUUGUUAUCGAUCGCUGGAGUUACGGGAAAGGUGCACAAAGGCAGUAAGCCGAAACCGAUCGCACCGAGGACUCCGGAUGUCAAAAGUAAUGGAGACACUGCCAAUACCUCACUGAAAAUGCUCACAUCUCGCUUUGGACGCGUCAUUAGUCUUAAGGUUCCGCAAUUUUAA